Arabis nemorensis is the source of this 1896-nucleotide messenger RNA. The record is from the annotation of a GenBank genome assembly. Lineage: Eukaryota; Viridiplantae; Streptophyta; Magnoliopsida; Brassicales; Brassicaceae.
AUGCCGCUCGGAGAGAGAGGAGGUUGGGAAAGAAGCGAGUCCAGGUACUGCGGCGUUGAGACUGAUUUCUCCGACGAUGUUCCUUCUCUCCUCUCCUUCCACAUAUCCACCGGCGGCUUCGACUAUGUCCUCGCUCCUCUGAUGAAUCCGUCGUAUAGGCCGAGCUUGGUGGAAGGAAACGGUUUGGAUACUCAGGUUCUACCAUUCUCUGGCUCUGACUUAGUAUUGGCACCUUCUCAGUGGAGCAGUCAUGUCGUUGGAAAAAUUAGUUCGUGGAUUGACUUGGAUUCUGAAGAUGAGGUCUUGCGAAUGGAUUCAGAAACCACAUUGAAGCAAGAAGUAGCUUGGGCUACACAUCUCUCCUUACAGGCAUGCCUUCUUCCUACACCUAAAGGGACUUCGUGCGCCAAUUAUGCCAGAUGUGUAAACCAGAUCUUACAAGGGCUGACUAACUUGCAGUUAUGGCUGAGGAUUCCACUGGUGAAGUCUGAUGGUGAUUCAAUGGAUGCUACCUCAGAGGAUCUGAAUGAUUCCUGGGAACUGUGGAAUUCGUUCCGACUUCUUUGUGAGCAUGACAGCAAGCUGUCUGUUGCUCUUGAUGUUAUGAGUACGCUACCUUCUGAAACCUCACUAGGACGCUGGAUGGGAGAAUCUGUGAGAGCAGCCAUAAUAAGCACUGAUUCUUUCUUAACAAAUGCUCGGGGUUAUCCUUGCUUGUCAAAACGCCACCAAAAGCUAUUAGCAGGAUUUUUUGAUCAUGCUGUCCAGGUUGUAGUUUCUGGAAAGCCUGUUCAUAAUAUUACAAAGGCUUCUGAUUCGAACACUGACGAUACGCAGAGGCAUCCCCUGCGGUCAUAUUUGGACUAUGUUGCUUAUUUGUUCCAAAAAAUGGAAGCACUUCCUGAACAAGAACGCAUAGAGGUCCCUCUGAUGGAUAACCUCGAAGCCCAAACCUAUGAGACGUUUGAGAGAGACUCAGUUAAAUACAUCCAAUAUCAAAGGGCAGUUGCCAAAGCCUUGGUGGACAGGGUCCCUGAUGAAAAAGCGUCUGAGUUAACUACUGUAUUGAUGGUUGUGGGAGCAGGAAGAGGACCCCUUGUGAGGGCAUCAUUGCAGGCCGCUGAAGAAACUGAUCGCAAGUUGAAAGUUUAUGCUGUCGAAAAGAAUCCUAAUGCAGUUGUAACACUCCAUAAUUUGGUUAAGCUGGAAGGGUGGGAAGACAUUGUUACGAUAAUAUCCUGUGACAUGCGUUUUUGGAGUGCUCCUGAGAAAGCUGAUAUAUUGGUUAGUGAACUGUUGGGUUCUUUUGGAGACAAUGAACUCUCUCCUGAGUGUCUUGAUGGAGCCCAAAGGUUUCUGAAGACAGAUGGAAUUUCAAUACCAUCCUCGUAUACAAGUUUCAUACAACCUGUGACAGCUUCGAAGCUUUACAAUGAUAUUAAGGCUCAUAAAGAUCUCGCGCACUUUGAAACUGCUUAUGUCGUCAAACUGCACAGUGUUGCUAAACUUGCUCCUUCCCAAUCUGUUUUCACAUUUACUCAUCCAAACUUCUCAACAAAAGCCAACAACCAACGCUACAAAAAGCUUCGUUUCAAUCUACCAAGCGACGCUGGCUCAGCCUUGGUGCAUGGAUUUGCUGGCUACUUUGAUUCCGUCCUUUAUAAAGAUGUUCAUCUUGGGAUCGAGCCUACAACAGCAACACCGAAUAUGUUCAGCUGGUUCCCAAUAUUUUUCCCAUUGAGGAAGCCUGUGGAGGUUCACCCUGAUUCUCCAUUAGAAGUACACUUUUGGAGGUGUUGUGGUUCCUCUAAGGUUUGGUAUGAAUGGUCGGUAUCUUCGCCUACUCCAUCUCCAAUGCACAACACCAAUGGCCGAUCUUACUGGGUCGGCCUUUAG